Rhipicephalus microplus (southern cattle tick) is the source of this 1842-nucleotide messenger RNA. RefSeq lists its product as uncharacterized. Gene Ontology annotation, cellular component: plasma membrane. Lineage: Eukaryota; Metazoa; Arthropoda; Arachnida; Ixodida; Ixodidae. The record is from RefSeq and is a predicted model, not a curated record. Gene Ontology annotation, molecular function: protein binding.
AAUCUGCGCUCCUUCUCUACGGCAAGGCAACCGAUAUGCGCGGUGGCAGCUUUCGAGCCAGGCUGUUGCCUCAGCGCGACAAAAACUUGAACUCUGGAGCCUGGGCGGGUGGUGAUAACCGCGGGCAAAACACGUUCCGUGGUGAGCAGGAUCAGGAACGCGUAAGUGGACGCCUUCUACGCCUAUAUGUGAGGUAUUGUGCUUGUCGAGCUUUGUCGGCCGCCUUCGGUUAUGAAGACGAGUGAACGUGUAAGCCGCUAAAGCACAACUGUCGAUACGUUUUAGCGAAGGUGAGCCAUGGGCAAAAGGAUGUCCCCGGAAUCGUGGUUCCUGUUGCUGCUAAUAGCCUCAGCUACCUCCGAAGAUGCCAAGGACGCGUGUCAAGUGGCUGGCUGUGCAUGCACCGUGUUUGAUGACGUCGGUGAAAUGUUCCUUCAGUGUGCGAACCGCUCGCUCCUCAGUCUACCCGAACUUGCUAGUGGCGUGGUCGGUGUGGACGCCAGCCAUAACAUGAUCAGUGAGGUGACAAAGUUCCCAAAGCUGUCCCUGGAAGUGUUGGACUUGCACUUCAAUCGCAUCAGCGAGAUACCAGCCGGUGUGUUCGCCGAACUAAGCAUGCUCGAAAUGUUGGACCUGAGCCACAACAACAUCGCUGACGUGACUCCGGAGUGCUUCGAGGGACUCGCGAGUCUCACGGUGUUGAAUCUGACCGAGAACUUUCUGGAGGUUCUCCAUCCCAAAGUGUUUAGUGCGACGCCACUUCUCAAGAAGCUUCUGCUUGCCGGAAACAACCUGAAGGCCAUCGACUCGUCAUGGCUGGCCAGUCUUCCCAAGCUGGACCACCUGGACUUGCGUAUGCUUGGCCUUCGCUCGCUACCGAAAGACGUGUUUCGGGACCUGCCGCUGCUGCAUCUCAUAGAGCUUUCGCAGAACGAGUUCGAAGAAGUGCCAGCAAAGGCUCUGGCUAGCGCCAAGUCCCUGAAGAUCUUACACAUGGAGCAAAAUCCCAUCGUUACGCUCACCGCGGAGUCAUUCGCCGAUAUCGUCGCUAUCGAAGAGCUACAUCUUUCGGCCAUGCCCAUAUUGGAGACUGUGGAGGAGGGAGCCUUCGUUGGCCUGCAGCACCUGAAAAUACUGGACCUCGCCAACAAUCCGAAGUUGAGUUACAUUGCUGUUGGAGCUCUUAGUAUUGAGCCCGGCAACAAUACGCUGAAGGAACUGUACUUGUCCUAUGCCAACCUGACGUCACUUUCUUUCGACGGCUACGAAUGGUGCAGCGUUGACGUCCUGGAUCUGCGCGGUAACCCCUGGCACUGUGACUGCUCCUUGUAUUGGGUCCAAGGCUGCCACUUCGCACCGGAACUUACGACCAAGUUUUUGUGCAGCUCCCCGGCCGCUCUCUCGGGCAUGCCGGUGAUGCAGCUUACCGACGAUGACGUGCAGUGCGUGCAGCACAGCGCGGCAGCUUCGGGUGACGGCGAAGAGGAGCACCACCACGGUCACAUGACGCUGCGGCUGCUGGUGGUCACUGCGGGACUCGUGACGCUGCUCAUGGUGCUGGCCGUGGCGCUGGUCGCCUUCAGGCACAGAGACAUUCGCGACUGGUUCCAGGACAGGAAGCGCAUCGGCGCCGUCUACUACGUCAAGGCCAACUCGGGCCCCUCGUCCCGUUGCUCUCAAGUGUGAUACUCACGGUGUAUACGCGGAGAUCGGAUGAACCCCGGCCCUGUCCCUGUUGGAGCUACCUUCCCACCAGACCCUUUUUCUGCGCCAUAAAUUUACUGGCGCAUUUGUACAUACACAUUUAGUGAAAUAUAACGGACUUGCUUUUCGUCUUCGAAA